Molecule: messenger RNA, 4216 nt
Organism: Stegastes partitus (bicolor damselfish)
Lineage: Eukaryota; Metazoa; Chordata; Actinopteri; Pomacentridae
Gene: cdk18
Product: cyclin dependent kinase 18
Exons: 18
Coding region: 89-1600 (503 amino acids)
Biological process (GO): protein phosphorylation
Cellular component (GO): nucleus; cytoplasm
Molecular function (GO): cyclin-dependent protein serine/threonine kinase activity; ATP binding
Source: RefSeq, a predicted model, not a curated record
ACCUGGCCUCCCACCCGCCUCCAUCCAUCCGGCCUGUGUGUUGGUGUGUGUGGAUGACCUCUGCUCUUCUAGUUUGCUCCUCAGCACCAUGAACAAGAUGAAGAACUUUAAGAGGCGUUUCUCGCUAUCGGUUCCUCGCACCGAGACCAUCGAGGAGAACGAGUUCACCGAGCAGAUCAACCAGCUCAACAUCCGGCACACUCAGGGCCUGACUCCAGAUCGGCUGGGUCCUCCGUCCCAUGACGCCAGCCCAGUGAGCCCUGAACCGACCACACCAGGAGCUCAGUCUCCAUCCCACCUCCACUUCCACAGCACGGCCCAGCACAGACGUUUCUCCAUCGAGGUGAGAAGCAGAAUCCAACUGCGCUACAUAAUUAGCUUUCUUCCGCUUUAUAUGAAAUACUUUUAUACUUCAAUUAAUCUGUCUGUUAACUUCUUUCAGGACGUCAGUAAGUGCAUGUCUCUGCCCAUGGACAUCCGUCUGCCGCCAGAGUUCCUCAAGAAGCUGCAGCUGGAGAGCGAAAACUCACCGCUUUGCAAACCUCACAGUCGCAUGUCUCGGCGCGCUUCUCUGUCGGACAUAGGAUUUGGGAAACUGGAGACGUACGUGAAGCUCGGCAAACUAGGUGAGGGGACUUACGCCACAGUGUUCAAAGGGCGAAGCAAGCUAACAGAGAACCUGGUGGCACUGAAGGAAAUUCGGCUGGAGCAUGAGGAGGGAGCCCCUUGUACUGCGAUCAGAGAGGUGUCACUGCUGAAGAACCUAAAACACGCCAACAUCGUCACGCUGCACGACAUCAUCCACACUGAACGCUGCCUCACUUUGGUGUUCGAGUAUCUCGACAGUGACCUUAAACAGUACCUGGACAACUGCGGGAAUCUUAUGAGCAUGAAUAAUGUGAAGAUCUUCAUGUUCCAGCUCCUGCGUGGUCUGUCCUACUGUCACAAGAGGAAGAUCCUCCACCGAGACCUAAAGCCUCAGAACCUGCUCAUCAACGACAAGGGCGAGCUCAAACUGGCCGACUUCGGUCUGGCAAGGGCCAAGUCUGUCCCCACCAAGACCUAUUCCAACGAGGUGGUAACUCUUUGGUAUCGACCCCCUGAUGUGCUGCUGGGCUCUACAGAAUACUCCACGCCCAUCGACAUGUGGGGAGUGGGCUGCAUCCUGUAUGAAAUGGCAACAGGUCGCCCCAUGUUUCCCGGUGCCACCGUGAAGGAGGAGCUACAUCUGAUUUUUAGGCUCAUGGGCACUCCAACAGAAGAGACUUGGCCUGGUAUCAGCAGCAACGGGGAGUUUAGGUCCUACCUCUUUCCUCAAUACAGACCUCAAGCUCUCAUCAACCACGUACCCCGGUUGGACACAGAGGGGAUCGACCUGCUGUCUGCUCUGCUGCUGUACGACACCCGGAGCCGAAUCUCCUCUGAAGCCGCCCUACGACAUCCCUACUUCCUGAGUAUGGGGGACAACAUACACAACUUGGCAGACACUGCUUCAGUAUUCUCCCUCAAAGAGGUGCAGCUCCAGAAGGAUCCGGGUCACCGCAGCUCAGUGUUCCAACCUUUAGGUCGAGCAAAGAACCGAAGACAAAGCAUCUUCUAGAGGUCCCAAAGAGGAGGAAACAGGAAGCACAGAGGAGCUCCACAGUCAUCGAGGCCACCAACACGUUCACAAGCAAACUCACCCUCCUCGUGCACACGCCUGCAUUCACACACACCAAUCACGUGCACACACUCGUUUCCGUGGCGGCUGACCACGGAGACAACACAAGGUUUCUGGAGACAAAUUAGUACUGUACUUGAAAUGUCCUGAGCUGAAAUACACUCAACACACACACUGACACACACUUGCACACAUUUGCACAAUCAGCGAUACUGCACACGCUGCCAUUACUCCCAGUACAAACCAGUAGUGAGUUCACCGCUGUGGAAUAUCAGAAAUGUCAGUGAUUCAAAAAUGUACCACUUCUCAAAAACUGUUUUAUUUCUAAGUUGACAUGUUGAGUAUUUAAUCCUAUAAACAAUCCAAAAAUAAAUUCUUAAUAAGGAUUGUUUUGAAAAUUUAGGCCCCAAAGUAGAAACUUAUUGCAGAAAAGGUGAUUACUGUCCUACAAACUACAAACCUAUCAGAUUGAUUUCCAGGCAGCCUACCUGUGUGAACAUGGUUAUAUAUGACCUGUGAGUGCCAGAAUUUUCUCAGUUUUCAACCUCUGGAUCCGUCUGCACGACUCCACGUGUAAAGUAAUUGACAGGAAGCUGAAAAACCAAAUUGUAAGACAACUAAACAUCAGUCAAUGCAGCCGUAAUCAGGAGGUCUAGAGUGAGCCGAAGCACCACUAAUCAGAGCUGCAGCAACCGUCCUUCUAAAACCACAGAGACUUUUACGAUCUAUCUCUGAAAAACAGACGAGUGUUUCAGGCUUGGCAGAUGGAUCAUCAGUGAAAAUCGUAGCUUCUGUGAAAACUCAGACAGGGUGAAGGACGCUUCAUAAUGUGACCCUCUACCAACCGCAUCCAACAAAGAACCAACCCGUGCUUUCUUUUCGGUACUAAACUACAAUAUUAAGCUUGUUAAAGGACUUAAAAAGAAGCCUGAUGAACGUUGGGAGAAUAUUUAAAGCUACGUUUUUUGGCUCGGAUGAGGUCCAGCAUGGUUAAUAUGAGCUUGGCCCUUAAACCACAGUGAAUGCAUCGUCCUGAGGUGGGAGUGGGAUGAUGCUGGGGUGCAUGAGUGGAAAAGGUUUUGGGGAGAUGACAGUUAUAGAUUUAUAUACUAGAAAACUGUCGAACAAGAUGAGCCUCAGUCUGCAGGAACUUGGCAGAAGAGACAUACAUCAGCAUGAUAAUGACCAACUAGGACUUGGUACAUACAGUGUGUGUUGCGCUGAGUUUCUACUGUGAGCCUCGUGUUUGCAAUACAGUCAAUCAAAACCAUUAGUUUUUUAUUUGACACAAAGGAAAAUGCCCUUUUGUCAAACUUAGAAGCAAUGCAGUUAUUACGAGGUGAUGCAGUUUUGAAUCAUUUACGUGGUAUUGCAUAGCAGGUUGCUCCCUUCUCUUGCAUACUGUUGCUGCACACACCUGAUUAAACCUCCUGACACACACACCUGCAUUAAAAUACUGUCGUACACUGAGGUAGCUGCUGCCACAUCUGGAACCGUCACACAGCUGCAAACUGUUGGGGCCAGUUGUUCAUUUAGCUGUUUUUGUCCUACUAGAAUUGACUCUACACCAAGAUGCAGCUUCAAGAUACACUUUGAGUUAAUUAGACGCCCUUAAAUCCUGAAUUUCCCUCCCAGCAGUCAGGCUCUUUGUUCUGAUUAGUGGGUGACUUCAGGAUGAAACAGUCUGGAUGAGAAAAAGGUUACGAGGCCCCCCAAGUGCAAAUCACUGAAACCACCGUCCUCAAAAAUGUUUAAAUUAGAAACCAAACCUACUUUUUUCUGUAUUAUCAGGAUUUGUCCCAUUUUAUUUAUCGAAUUAACUGAUUUAGCAACCUUUUGGUAGAAUUUAUUUUGUUGCGUUAAGAUCUAAAAACCCUCUCCAUAUCAAAUGUUUUAUAUUAUUGUCCUCCAUCUGGAAAUUCUGGAUGUUUGUGGGAAAAACCACAUUCAUCCAGUAAAAAAAAUAAUUACUAAAACCACUGGAGUAUUACAAUAAAAACCAACAAACUGCUUCCAUAUUCAUCCAAACACCAUUAAAGCUGAGAGAUAAUUUUGUAUUUUUCCUUCAUAGGAUCUAUAGUUAUUUUAGGUAAUUGAUCUUUAGCCUCACAAAGGUUUCAAUCAGCGACAGAAAUCCUCAUGAACACAUUUCAGUUUUAUCACAAAGACAGAUGAAAGAAAUGAGACGUUGAGUGUCUGAAGCAAAAUUCAGAUACUGUGGUCUUAUUAGUUGCAGGUAAACAAAAGUCCCAAUGUGGCGGCGAUGUGUGUGUGCAGUGUCACCUGACAGUCUCACAGUUGUACAUACAAAAGCAGUCCAGACACAACAAUAGUAGCAUCACACUGUUCAUCUGCAGCACCUCUGCUCACAUGUAACAGACACCGAACCUCCCACAAUAUCCGACUUUAUUGUGAAUAUAGAAAUGGAUUCCUGUGGACAGACUUGCCUUUGCUACAGUGCCCAUGUGUUUCAACUCAGUGUGGGGCUUCUGUUCCAUACAGUGUUAACAGCUAACUCCAGUUGUUUGAAGUUGCCUUAGUAAACUGUGCAUGAUA